UCCAGCUGCAGAAGUGUGUAACAGAGAUUCCGAUUAUUGAACACACGACGUUCAUAAGAGCCGGUCCAAUACAUUUACUGAUACUGAGUAGUUUCGAUGAGGAGUCUGUCAUAACAAGUCCACGGAAGAGUAUGUGGGUGACAGCAUUCGUAUGUAAACAGAUGCAGAGCGAGUGACGAAGGCGCAUCUCGCUCGAGUUUUUCUACUUCUUUUCUGUCACUUAGUGUUGUCAACAUUUAAACUAAAUUUCAGAUUUUAUUUCGAGCAAAAUUAGCGGAUUUAACGGAAUCAGUGGUACCCUGGUUCACCUUUCACCUACAUAAAGGCGGUGGCAAACUAAACUUGCGCCAUGGGAAAUAUAACGUGCACGGUUCCCGAUUAUCCGGCCGAAGUUUAUGACAACAACAGCGACAACUCAAGUGAACAAGAUUAUUCCUCUUACAGCCUCGACAACAACAACAGCGACAAAAUAGGUGAGGAGGGGGAUCCGUACGCGGAGCCGUUAUUCAGAGCCACUUUUAUCACAUUCAACCUAUUGGUUUUUCUGUUUGGACUUACUGGUAACAUCCUUGUCAUUCUUGUUGUUCUACGCAACCGAUCGAUGAAAACCACCACAAACUUCUUUUUAGUGAACCUAGCAGUUUGCGAUUUAUUAGUGACUGUAUUUGUCGUGAUACCUACUAUGUAUCGAUUUGUUGGCAAUCAUUAUCCCUUUGGAUGUAUUUUUUGCAAGAUAGAACAAGUUGUAUUUGGCACUACAAUAAUUGCAUCGGCUGCAAUACUUACGACUAUUGCCAUCGAACGAUAUCUGGUCAUCAUGUACCCGAUGCGCAUGCGUCGUGUAUGGACAGCAAAGAGAAUGAAAAUAAUUGUGGCUGCAAUAUGGGUGUGCUCUACGCUGUACUCACUUUCUCCAAUAUGGUAUUAUGGGAUAUCAGUCUAUAAUGGUUUAUCAUUCUGUACUAUUAACUAUUUAUAUAAUGAUAUUAUAAAGAGGCAAGUACUUAUAAGUUUCAUUCUUUGGUAUGGGAUACCAUUAACACUAAUGAUUUGCUUAUAUGGUCACAUGUCUGUGUUUCUUUGGCACAGUGCGGGAGCGAAGAAUAUUUCCAUACGAGAAACGAGAAAUAACAUGAGUAACACUAGAGCCAAUAGCAACCGCAAGAAUAUCUACAAAGGUGGAUCUCAGAUUAAGCGGACUGAUUCCCACAACGUGUCGAAUCAGGAUGAAGUCAAGGCGGAUAAAGGAAGUAAUAAAUGUGGAGAAUUUUAUAUCGACUACCCUGAUGAAACUGACAGCGAAAACACGUUGAUCCAAAAACAACACAAGAAUGGUACUACUGAAGAAACAGAAAAAUUUAUUGAUAUCAAAAAAGGGCAGGAAUCGCCAAAUGUCGGUGUUUUGUAUACGAAGCCGACCGAGGGACAGAAACAGCAAAAUAAGUGUAAUGUUCGAUUUAUCGAUAGGACACGUAAAUCAACGAAAAAAGCACCAGCAAGGUCACGUGGUUUGAAAGCCUUAAACGAACGGAAGAAAGUAAUACGACUGCUGAUUGCAUUGGUCGUUAGUUUUGCUUUGUGUCUUUUUCCGACUCACUUGACUUCGUUAUGGAUAUUCUACGGUCAUUUUCCAAAUAAAACUAAGUUUGGAUACUACUCUAUUCCAUGGUCUACGGCGUUUUAUCUCAUGAAUAGCGCGUUAAACCCGAUGUUAUAUGCGUUCCUAUCUGAACAAUUCCGCAAGAGGAUGAAACAGACUCUGAUGUGUAAAAGUCAACAAAGGUGGGAGAGAAUCAUUGGUAGUGGUAAUCAAAGUAACGAAAGCACACAUGGAUAUACUGAUCAAACAGAAUGUGGAUUUUCAAAUACUACGUAGAACUAAAAAAAUGUGAGCGUAAUGUACGACGUGUGCGAUGCGUUUAAUCGUGACGCGCGACCGUUGGAAUUGAAGCAACACAAGAGUUACACGACAUUAUGUUGACACACUAUUCGAGGUGAAACGCGCUCCACAGAGUUCAGGUAGAAAGACUAAGCAGGAUUCUACCGUUCACGAUAAAAUCAUCUUCCUGCUGUUAUUUUAAAGGUGUUAACGUUCUAAAAGGAAGCUAAUUGAAAAUAUAUUUUAUUAAAGGUAAAAGCUGCUAGAAUUUUUUCCCACAAAAUAAAGUAAAAAGAGUUUUCUCAAAUCGGGUUCGAAUUUACAAUAAGGUCCCAGUUAUAAUACCGUACUUCUAUUGCGUUCGAAGUGUGAAUCUUAUAAUAUUCUUGUGAUAUACUCACUCAAAUUUCUCAUCUUUACCAUUUAUUACAAGCAUUACUACAAACCAGUUUCAAGUUUAUCGUUUUACAUGUUUCAAUAAGAGAAACCCCAUAAAAAGCAAUCUGGAUAAUGCAUACAUAUUGAAAAGUAAUCGAAGACAAAUCUGAUCAAGAAUGCAAGAAAAAAAAAAAUCAAUUCAUAAUUAUGCGUUAAGCAUUCUACUCUCUUUGGUUGCAAAUACGGAUUGAGUUUAACAGGUCAGGAAUAUAGAGAUAUUUGACAUGACGGACUCAAUUUGUAUUUGCACUUAAUGAAGUGUAGGUAAAAUAGAGCAUGCAAGCUUGAAAUAUUUGUCUACACUGUCUGAGUUUGGUUUCAUGUGGUUGAGCCAUUUCAUUAUUGACAAUUUGUACAAAAAUGACCUACAAUGUAAAAAAAAAAAAAAGCGUAGAGGGUUUUAGCACAAUUCCAUAAGCCAUCCACUCUGUUUAUUCAAAAGAAUGACGAAGAGUUUGAAAGUGCCUACAGUAAUCACUCAAAUGGAGUGAAAUAGAUAAAGUGAAAAUGGGUAAAAUUUCACUCGAUCCAUUGCAAAUUUUAAUAUUUUAAUCGCUAUUUUAAGGAUAACUUUUUAAUUUCUUCAAGAGUGAAUUUUCACCCGGGAAAACGUAAAAUUAAUGUGAUCUCUCUGUAGGCACUCUUUUAGAGUGAAAUUCACUUGUUUGCAUUAGACUAAUGAGUAUUAUAGACUGAUGUUGGCUCAAUUUCCUAUUUCACUAACAUUGUUUUAUUGUGAUAUGAUUCUGAAUACGUUAACUCCGAGGUCACUCCAGCGGGAACGUGAUCGACUGCUUGACAUAUUUUUUUUGUUGCCUACUUUUAACUUACCCAUGCUUUCUGUGUUGGUAAUUCACUUGACUAACUAUACAAUUUACCAGAUUGUUGACGUUUUAGUGAACUUUUUAGGACAAGUCUUACCUAGCAGCUUUCUGUGCUGGCAAUUCGCUUGGAUACUUAACCAGGACAGGUCUUAUCUAGUAUGGCAUCAUACUUACUUUUUAUUUUCAUCUUUGGCUUUGGACAAUCCCAUCAUUCCUCCACCGGAUUUACUCUUACAAGGUCAAUCGGCAGACGACACUGAGGCAGUAGACACAAAAAUGAACCUGAACCAUAUAAUUCCUUAUAAUAAAAUUAUCUUCUAUUGAGAUUAGGUCUAUAUUAUCAUAAUCGUAUUGAUUUGACUCUAAUCUAAUGUAAACUAGUUUUGAAAAUAAUGAAUUUGUGCAAUCGAGUGUAUAAGUCCACGCCACAGUAAUAUUUUUCCACUAAGCCGUUAAAUUUAAUUAGAUUAUUUAACUAAAAUAAACUUGGUGUGGAAAAACAGUUACCGAAAUCGUUGCAUCGUCUACACAAUAAAUGAUAAUGUAUGUGCAAUGUAGCGAGACAUAAAUAAGUAUAAUGCCCCGUAAUAACACGUUACACGCGUAAUCCAAACUCUUCACUCGACAGGUUUGCGCUUUAAUAAGUGACCACAUUUAAUAGGUAAAACACUUAUUAUUCUCAGUUUCCUUAGAUAUAAUAUAUUAUUCAAGUCUUUGGCGCAAGCUGAUGUUAAUUUCAAGUCCAUUUUCGUCCUGAUUUGUCUGUUGGAUAAAUUCACAUCAGGGGAUUUCAAUCGCCUGGUUGGUUGUUUUUUACGGGUAUGCUGUACGUUUUACACAGUCGCAUAUUGCAAGUAAUGUAGUUAGCUCUUGGUCGAGACAUUAAGCUAAUAAGACUGGAAGACUCUUGGCUAUAAUUUAUUUUGACAUAAACUACCUCUAAUUUAGGGUACCUUCAUAUUUUUAAAAAUCAUCUUUUGCAACAACAAAAUCAAUGGCGAUUUAUAGAAGUAAUCACAUGCCCGAUAGGCGGCGCCCUUCAAACGUCACAAAUCAAUUCUAGAGCAGCACUUCACCCUGUGCUUAAAUAUAGAAUAAUACUCACAGAGCCUAUAAUUAUGGGCGAGAUAAGCAUUUGUAUUAUUUAUUAUAUGCUCGAAGGGUAUCGUUUUUAAAUUUUGCGUGAUUUUAACCUUCACAUUUGACCUUUUUAUAUCAAAAUUUAAUCACCUCUUCCAUAAACCCAUAUUUACUACUCCAUUGAAUACUAUAAAUAAGGAUCCAUUCAUUGGUUUAUUUGCGUAGUCCUGCUGACAGACAGACAACACGACGGACGGACAUGUAGACAGACAGAUUGACAAAGAGACAGCACGAGAUGUGGUCUGACAAAUAGACAGACAAACAGACAAACAGCGUGAAUUAUAUAUACAUAACGUCUUUCGCGGAGGUAAUUAUUACUGGUUGUGAAUGUUAGAUAAAUCUGUUGAGACUAACCAGAGGAUGUAAAAGUUGGAAUAUAUAACAAACAACAUUCUUGUAAAAUGAGCGAGGCUCACAUAUACAACACAAGUUUUUAAUCGGUGUAUUCCGAAAAAAAAUUUCAUAUGUAUAUUACAUUUCUCUCUGUACCUUAAGUUGGCCCUCAGGUGUCCAAAAAACGGUCUCACAGUGUACAUGGCCACGGGGCCUUUGGGGCUCCGGUCAGGGUUCGAGGCUGAAGCCAUGAUGUUUACUGGAGGGCUAGCCUAAGCAAACUUGGGCAAUGUUGGAUCAAUCGUCAAACUGAUUUAUAAUGGAAAUGGUAAAAUAUUUGUAGAGCGCUUUUCUUCUACAAUAAAUUCCUCUAAAGGUGAUGACAGUGUCAGUGACCUGCCCAGACUAUCAAAUAUGGUCGUGAUGACAUCACAUCAUGGCCAUAAUAGGCAUAUCAUGAUUAUUAUAUGGGCAUACAACAAUUUUUUUUUUUUUGCCAAAGAAACUUCGAUAAUCUGGAUAGACCUUCAUAGAGGUUAUGAAACUAUUAUAUUUUUGUCUGACCAGAUGUUAAGCCUGUCCAACAGAGGAAGUGCACUAUGCCUGAUACUGGCACCACCAAUAUACCUUUAUCAAUCUAUAAUUAAUAAUUUUAACUCAUACCGCUUGUGUCUCUACAUUAAACUCAAUUAACUGAGAAUAAAUACAUACAUUGACUUAAGAUUAUGGCGGCCGUCAGAUAUUUAAAAUUCAGCUCACUGUUAGUGAUUGCUUUUAUUGGAUUGAUUGAUGACGUACCGUAUCUACUAAUUUUACUCUAUUGCCAGAUAUGCGUAUUGACAUUCUGUCAAACUACGUUUGGCCUUAAUUUAGUGAAUCCAGUGAGAGAUGAAGUCUAUAUAACCAGACUCCAAACAUUCUAGGGUUCAAUCAUGUAAUUUGUGAAGUAACUCUUUGGCCCCAUGAUUAAAAGUAUAAGGCGUUCGUCACAUACAUGAUGCGGUGUUAAAGGGACACAUAAUGCUUUCUUCUCCUCAACUAGAAAUCAUCAAAAAACAUUUAACUUUCUCUUUAAUUAAAGAUCACUUUGGUGAUCGGAGUUUUCCAUGGUCUGUAACAGCCUCGAUCUCUAAUUAUAAUCGUAAAGAUAAAAGAUAUGUUUUAAUUAGGGAAAAUUAAUUUAAUUAGAGGUAGUUUUUAAUUGGAGGGGUCUUUAAUUAGAGGGAGACCACUGUGCUUGUACGUUCUUAUAAUGUGAUCUAUUAUUAUAAUAAUACUUAUGGAUUUUUAAAUGUAAUCAAACAUCCCAAGAUUACAUGGUUCUGUCAUGGCAUAUACCUUUAUAUUGUGUUGGCACACAGCCAGAUAAAUCCUUCAACACCACCUAAAAAUAUAAACAUCCAAGUGCCUCCAUCAUGUCAAUGGUUGUAACUCAGUGCGUUACAUCAACUCCUGACGCGUUCGUUGUUUGAGAGCCACUCAAUUGUGACUUAUUGUCUACUUGAGAGCUUAUUAUAUCUUAGCUAAGUUCUUUUUAAAGGCUUUCUAGAUGUGAACAUUAUUCUAGUCUCCGUACCUAAUUCUUGGUUAGAAACAAUUAGUGACAACUGUUGUAAACUAGUAUUAUAUUUUAAUACUAUUAUUAUAUAUAAAUGUAUUUAUAUAGAUAUUAUUAUUAUUAUUAUUAUUAAUUAUUAUUAUUAUAAUUAUUAUUAUUAUUAUUACUAUUAUUAUUAUUAUUAUUAAUAUUAUCAACAUGAUCAUCAUUGUUGAUGUUUAAUCACUAAAGAAGCUUGAAACAUUGUAGCAAAUGACUUUCAAACAAGGUACAAUAGUAAAGGUUUUAUUGUCUCUUAUUAAAUGUAAUUAAUUAUAGGCCUAGAUGAACUCUAAAAGACGGACAUAACGAACAGCGGUUGAAUGUGUUUUCUAACUGUAGCUUUCGUGCACACUACUAAUUUUGUCUCAAAAUUUUACUGUAGUCCUACAAACAGCUGUAGGCCCUACUCACCCCUCUGUGACCGCCCGUUAUGAUUAGAGAACUUGUAGUCGGUUUUUGUCCGGUAAUAUUUUGAAAGAACAGUACGGAAAUACUGCGAAGACUAAUUCUAUAAAUCGAUUUUGUACAGGGAUACGAAAGAUCAAUAUAUCUGCAGAUACUACAAAUUCAUGAGUGGAAAGUAUAAUCUUUUCUUUACUCUCAAGACUGUUCAAAGAAAUUACUAUUAUUGUCUGUCAUAAUCCGCGUGUAAAUACCGAUGGAAAAUCUGAAGUUAGCCGGCCGUAAAUAUUGCAAUUUUGACACUUAAUAACGUGACAACAGUCAUAAAAUAAAUGAAAAUAAUUGUAAAGACAAACAAAUGUUACGGUUUUAUGAUCGUGUGGUUGAAAUUUUCGCUCGGUUUCUCUGAUAAUUCUGUUUGUGAUAUUCAUCAGCUUAAUCGACCAUGCAUCAAUAGAUUUGUUUAGAAUAAUUAAUCGCUCCACGUAUACACUUUUUGUAAUAAUUUUUACAUUUAAAAGUAAUAAUAAAAAUUGUUAUUAUGUAUAUUUGGCAUUUGUUUACAACAACGACUGACUGGACUGUGAUACCACUUGUAUAAGCCUAUUCGUGGUAUAGAGCUGCGCAUGCUCGUAUUUAAGGUUAAUCGAGGUCACUCGAAAUAAACCUGUGUUGUGUGUAUGGUGUCGAGUGAUCGUGAUACGAGCAUGCGCGGUUCUAACUACGAAUUGUCUUAAUUACACAUUGUCAAUAUGUAAUGAGUAGGAUCAUAUACUUCUUAAUAACAUCCGUUACGUUUAAGCAUGGUUUAAGUAAAAGCUAACGUGGAAAUUGUUUUGUACACUGAUAUGACGUCAUAAUGACAUCACACGACGACCGCAUGAAGCAAAAAAUUGGACUUUAUAUACAUUUUGCUACUGAAAUAGAUUUAGGUUUUUAAUCUUUGUCACGGGUUUAUAUAACCAGAUGUAUAUAAUGUUAAUUUUAGAAAAUGAGUGAUUAUUAAACUGUUGUGAGAGCUCUAUUUUUAGAAUGUUAUUACUAUUUCUCUAUAAUAUAUAAUGUCCGAUAUACUGUUGUUAUGCCAUAUAUAUGAAAAUGUUGAAGUGUAUAGGUAUUACAGGAAAAAUGUUGUAUAGAUAUUUUAAAGCUAUAUUGUAUAAAUUUAUGAAACACACUUAAACAACAUAUCCUUAAGCUUGUUUAUAAUAAUCGCAGCAUGCUAUCGGUUGACUGAUAAUAAUGAUCCAAAACGCGUUCCCCCAACCGUUUGAAUAAUGUGCGUACACUUCUAAAUACGUAGGCCUAUACCGUAGUUUGUGACGUAUUUUGGUGGCACUUUAUUCAUAAGCAGUGAAUAUGGAUUGUGUACACAAGCAUGUUUAUGUUUAUAGUGUCGUGUCCAAUGUGUAGAGGCUAACGUGAGUGCGUAAAUCCCAUUGAGAAAAAUGUGGCUCGUCAAUUUUUAACUCAGGCGUGUUAGAUGACGUGUGUUGUGCCCAGGAAACCAAGCGCCUUGUUUGACAUUUUUGUAUCAGUGACAAUGUGUUAUGGUGGAAUAGUAGUUUUGAAGAGGUGUGAAUGUACUCAGAACGCGUGCCUGUGAUUUCUAAUGCGUCAACACCAGUAAUAUUAUUUCUAGGCUAAUGGUAAUGCAUCAUCACGUGGUUGAGUAUAAUAAAUCACAUAUUAAAAUAGA
Anneissia japonica is the source of this 8315-nucleotide messenger RNA. RefSeq names its product trissin receptor-like. Lineage: Eukaryota; Metazoa; Echinodermata; Crinoidea; Comatulida; Comatulidae. Bases 350 to 1876 code for a protein of 508 amino acids. Gene Ontology annotation, molecular function: G protein-coupled receptor activity. Gene Ontology annotation, biological process: G protein-coupled receptor signaling pathway. Gene Ontology annotation, cellular component: plasma membrane. The record is from RefSeq and is a predicted model, not a curated record. The transcript has 6 exons.